CACCUUCUGCGCCAGUGUGUGUAAAGGUUGCACUUCUGAUCUGACGGAUCUCGCGUUGAUAUUUCUAUUUUCACCAUUUACUCCGCAGUUUGAACAAUGAAGGUCAUCGCAUCAGCCCUCCUGUGCCUCCUGGCCGCCACCGGAGCCCUAGCCGCCGACUCGUGCUACCAGGACGUGUCACUGGACUGCGGGCAGGCCUCCAACACUCUUGCCCUGCCGAAAUGUAACGCGGUCUACGGCGACUACGACCGCCAUGGCGUGGUAGCUACAGAACUAAAAGGCUACGCCAACCUGCACCUAGAAAGGUCAUAUGAAUACCUUCUUUCUGCUGCAUUCUUCAACAACUACCAAACGAACAGGGCUGGAUUCAGCAAGCUGUUCAAGAAAUUAUCGGACGAUGCGUGGGAGAAGACCAUUGAUCUGAUCAAGCAUGUUACUAUGAGAGGCGACUCAAUGGACUUCGCCCAACGCAGUAAGAAAGUGGACAAGCGGAACUACACCGUUGAGCUUCACGAGCUCGAGUCUCUGGCCAAGGCUUUGGACUCGCAGAAACAGCUGGCCGAGGUGGCCUUCUUCAUCCAUCGCGAAGCCACCAGGAACAGCCCCAAGUUGCAUGAUGCUGAGAUCGCCCAAUACAUGGAGGAGAAGUUUGUAGAGGACCAAGCCAAGACGAUCCGCGAAUUAGCCGGCCACACCACCGACCUCAAGAAGUUCAUCACCAACGGACAGGACCUGUCCCUGUCUCUGUACCUCUUCGACGAGUACCUGCAAAAGGUCCUUUAAACACGUCCAAACGUGCCACCAAACCUCCACUAUUCACAAAUUUCAGUUAAAAAAACUACCAUUUUUGUUCAAAAAACUACCAUUUUCGUUCAAAAAACUACCAUUUUCGUUCAAAAACUACCAUUUCAGUUCAAAAAACUACCAUUGUAGUAGAUUAUUCCCCGUUUCAAUUUAGUCUGGUACAAAAUAGGCUGUUUAAUUAAUUGUUAAGUGAACUGUAUAUUAUUGUAAGUAUAAUCUGUGGUAUUUAGAAAGCAAUGUAGAUUUUUGGUUAUUUACAAAUAAAGAUUAAUUCAUUAACAACACA
Messenger RNA from Ostrinia nubilalis (European corn borer), 1090 nucleotides. It is a transcript of the gene Fer2LCH, whose product is annotated as ferritin light chain. Bases 97 to 783 code for a protein of 228 amino acids. NCBI's taxonomy places the organism in Eukaryota, Metazoa, Arthropoda, Insecta, Lepidoptera, Crambidae. Gene Ontology annotation, biological process: intracellular iron ion homeostasis; iron ion transport. Gene Ontology annotation, molecular function: ferric iron binding; ferrous iron binding. The record is from RefSeq and is a predicted model, not a curated record. The transcript is spliced from 5 exons. Gene Ontology annotation, cellular component: cytoplasm.